AUGAUCAAGAAGGAGAGUGUGAUGGUGGAUCAUGUGAGUAAAUUUGCCUAUGCAGUUCCCAUCAAAGAUAGGAGUGGAACUGUUGCGCGGAUGGUGGGGCAAGUGAUGAUGCCUAUGUGUGUGUGUAAGCCGGUGAAAAUUUUGAGUGAUAAUGGGCCUGAGUUUGUGGGGUGGGAAUUUGAAGAAAUGUUGAAGAAAUGGGGUAUUGACCAUGUGUAUUCUACUCCGUAUAUGCCCAGUGCGAAUGGGUUUAGUGAAGUUUCAUCGGGAAGGGCAUCAGGUGGUAAGGAUGUAGUUGGCAGUAUGAAUGAGUCUCUUCAGGAGUUUGGCAGGAGUGUAAAUGAGAACUAUAUGCCCAAAAGACUACUCAGCAAAGAAUCAAGUAAUGCAAGAAUAGACAAUUACAAAGUUAAUGAAAUGUAUGAAAGAAGCCAUGGCAGAGCCGAUCUGGGGGAUGAUGUUCCGCAGAGGGACAUCCUCUGCGGCGGUAAUAAAGACGCUACGGUGCUCUGCAGCUCAAAGUACCACCAUGGGCCACCACUGAACAUGGCUAAGAGUUUUAUGGCCGUGGCUGAGGUCACCACCGGACAGAAAAUUCGAUUAAACAUACCAAAUUGCAGCCCUCAAGCCUCAGUAGUUUUUAUUCUAUUUAAGGUUAAAGUUAGGCAUAAUCGUACUUCUGGCACCACUAUAGAUACUAACAAUAUAGCCCACCACCGGACCGUGGCUAAGAGUUUCAUGGGCAUGGCUGAGGUCACCACUGGACAGAGAACUGGUAUUACUAUGCAGCUGUCCAAUAUUCGUCGUGCUGCCCGCCCGCCCCGGGGACCCGCGGCGUGCCCCAGUGCCCGCCCGCCCCGGGGACCAUCGGCGGGCCGACUGGCCCGCCCAAGCCCAGGGGAACCUCGCGGGCCCCAGUGGCCCGCCCGCCCCGCGCCCGUGGGAACCUCGCGGCCCAGUGGCCCGCCCGCCCCGGGGACCUCGGCGGCCCAGUGGCCCCUCCCGCCCCGGGACCUCGGCGGGCCAGACUGGCCCGCCCCCGCCCCGGGGAACCUCGGCGGGCCCAGUGGCCCUGCCCGCCCCGUGGCCCUCGGCGGGCGACUGGCCACGCCCGCCCCGGUGAAACCUCGGCGGGCCGACUGGCCCGCCCGCCCCUGGACCUCGGAGGCCGACUGGCCCGCCCGCCCCGUGACCUCGGUGGGCCCCAGGGGCCCGCCCGCCCCGGGGACCUCGGCGCCCCAGUGGCCCGCCCUGCCCCCGGGGACCUCGGCAGGGCCCGACUGGCCCGCCCUCCCAGGGGCACCUCGCGUGCCACUGCCCCGCCCCCGCCCCGGUGACCUUCGGCAGGCCUACUGGCCCGCCCGCCCCGGGGACCGCGGGCGGGCCGACUGGCCCGCCCGCCCCGGGGACCUCGGCGGGCCAUUGCCCCCCCGCCCCGGGGACCUCUCGGCGGGCCCGACUUGGCCCGCCCGCCCCGGGGACAUCGGCGGGCCCAUUGCCCGCCCGCCCCCGGGGACCUCGGCGGGCCGACUGGCCCGCCCCCCCAGGGGACCUCGACGGGCCGACUGUCCCGCCCGCCCCGGGGCCCUCACGGGCCCAGUGGCCGCACUCCCCCGUGGACCUCGCGGGCCGACUGCCCGCCCGCCCCGGGGACCCUCGGCGGGUCCGACUGCCCCGCCCGCACCCCGGGACAUCGGCGGGACGACUGGCCCCGCCCGCCCCGGGGACCUUCGUGCGGCCGACUGGCCCAGCCCGCCCCCCGUGACCUCGGCGGGCCGACUGGCCCGCCCGCCCCCGGGGACCUCGGCGGGCCGCUGCCCGCCGGCCCCCGGGGACCUCGGCGGCCCGACCUGGCCCCCCGCCCCGGGGACCUCGGCGACCCAUGGCCCGCGCCGCCCCCGGGACCUCGCGGGCCAGUGGCCCGCCCGCCCCGAAGGACCCUCGGCGGGCCAACUGGCCCGCCCGCACCGGGGACCUCGGCGGGCCGACUGCCCGCCCCGCGCCGGGUACAUCGGCGGCCCGUGGCCCGCCCGCCCCGGGGGAACCUCGCGGGCCCGCCCGCCCCGGGGAACCUCUGCGGGCCCUUGGCCCGCCCGCCCCGGGGACCUCGGCGGGCCGCUGGCACCGCCCCCGCCCCGGAACCAUCGGCGGGCCCGACUUGGCCCCGCCCGCCCCGGGGACCUCGGCGGGCCCCGUGGCCCCGCCCGCCCCGGGGACCCUCGGCGGCCGACUGGCCCGCCCGCACCCGGGACCUCGCGGGCCCAUUGGCCCGCCCGCCCUGGGGGACCCGGCGGCGACUGGCCCCCCGCCGCCGGGGACCUCGUCGGGCCCCCAGUGGCCCGCCCGCCCCGGGGACCCUUGGCGGGACCCAGUGGCCGCCCGCCCCGGGGGACCCCCCCUCGGCGGCCCCUAACUGGCCCGCCCGCCCCGGGGACCUCGGCGGGCUACUGGCCCGCCCGCCCGUUACCUCGGCGACACCAUUUGCCCCGCCCCGCCCCGGGUACCCUCAUCGUGCCCACUGCCUGCCCGCCCCGUGGGACCACGGCGGGCCGACUGCCCGCCCGCCCCGGUUUCCCCCGCUCCCGGGGACCUCUGCGGGCCGACUGGCCCCGCCCCACCGGUGACCUCGGCGGGCCCCAGUGUCCCGCCCGCCCCGGGGAACUUGGCGGGCCCAUUGGCCCGGCCACUCCGCUGGGGACCCGCGGGGCCGACCGGCCCCGCCCGCCCCGGGGACCCGGCGGGCCCAGUGGCCCACCCGCCCCGGUACCUCGCGGCCCGACCUGUCCCGCCCGCGUGACCCUGGGACCCUCGGCGUGCCGACUGGCCCCGCCCGCCCCGUGGACCUCCGCGGGCCGCUGUCCCCCCGCGCCCGGGGACUCGGCGGGCCCAGUGGCCCGCCGCUCCCCGUGGACCUCGGCGGGCCCGUGGCCCGCCCGCCCUGAGGGACCGUCGCGGCCGACUGGCCCGCCCGCAAGAUCAACUCCGGGACCUCGCGGGCCACUGCCGCCGCACCGCCCCGGGGACCCGGCGGGCCCAGUGGCCCGCCCGCACCCGGGGACCUCGGUGGGGCGACUGGCCCCGCCCGCCCCGGGGACUCGGCGGGCCACGUGGCCCCCCGCCCCCGGUGACCCGCGCAGGCCGCCUGGCCCCGCCCGCCCCGGGGACCUCGCGGGCCCGUGGCCCCGCCGCCCCGGGGAACCCUCGGCGGGCCCCACUGGCCCGCCUCACCCGGGGAACCGCGCGGCCCGCGUGGGAGGGGGGGAGUGGGCCCGCCCCGCCCGUGGAACCUCUGCGGGGCCCCACUGGCCCGCGCCCUCCCCGGGGCACGCUCGCGGGCCGACUGUGCCGCCCGCCCCAGGACCUCAGCGGCCGACUGGCCCGCCCCGCCCCGGGGACCUCGGCGGGCCCAGUGGCCCGCCCGCCUCCGGGGACCUCAGCGGGCCGACUGCCCCCCGCCCCGGGGACCUCGGCGGGCCCACUGGCCCGCCCGCUCCCCGGGGACUCAGUGCGUCCAAAAAGUGGCCGCCCACCCGCCCCGGGGACCCUCGGCGGGCCGACUGGCUCGCCCGCCCCGGGGACCUCGGGCGGGCCCAUGGCCCGCCCUGCAACCCGGGGACCCUCGGCGGCCGACUGGCCGCGCCCGCCCCGGGACCUCCGGCGGGCCGACUGGCCCCCCGCCGGGCAAACUCGGCGGGCCGACUGGCCCCGCCCCGCCCCGUGGACCUCGGCGGGCCCAGGUCCCGCCCCCGCGCCUCCCCCGGGGACCUCUGCGGGCCCAGUGGCCCGCCCGCCCGGGGACCCCUCGCGGUCCGAUGGCCCGCCCUCCCCUUGGACCUCGGGCAGGCCCAGUGGCCCCCCCGCCCGGGGAACUCGGCGGGGCGACUGGCCCGCCCGCCCCGGUCGACCUCGGCGGGCCACAGUGGCCCUCACGCCCCUGGGACCUCGGCGGGCCGACUGGCCCGCCCGCCCGAGGGACCCUCUGCAGGCCGACUUGGCCCCCUGCCCCGGGGACCUUGUCGGGGCCCAGUGGCCCGCACCGCCCCCUGGGAAUCGGCGGGCCGACCCGGCCCGCCCCCCCUGGGGACCUCGGCGGGGCCCAGUGGCCCGCCCAGCCCCGGGGACCUCGGGCCGUGCCGACUGGUCCCCCCGCCCCCCCGGGGACCUCGCGGGCCCGACUGGCCCGCCGCCCCCGGGGACCUCGUCGUGCCGACUGGCCCGCCCCGCCCCUGGGACCAUCGUCGGCCCAGCGCCCGCCCGCCCCGGGGACCUCGGACGGGCCCAGUGGCCAGCCCGCCCCGGGACCUCGCGGGCCAACUGGCCCUCCGACCCGGGGACCUCGGCGUGCCGCGGCCCCGCCCGCCCCGGGGACCUCGCGGGCUCCAAUGGCCCCGCCGCACCCGGGACCUCGGUGGGCCGCUGGCCCGCCCGCCCCGGGACAUCGCGGGCCAGUGGCCCGCCCGCCCCGGGACCUCGGCAGGCCGACUGGCCUCUCCCCGCCCCGGGGACCUCGGCGGGCCCAGUGGCCCGCACGCCCCGGGACCUCGGCGGGCCCACGGGCCCGCCCUGCCCCGGGACCUCGACGGGCCCAGUGGCCCGCCCGCCCCGGGACCUCGGCGGCCCACUGGGCCCCCCGCCCCGGGGACCUCGGCGGGCCUACUGGCCCGCCCGCCCCAGGACCAUCACCGGCCGACUGGCCCCGCCCAGCCCCCGGGGACCUCGGCUGACCCAAUGGCUUUCCCGCCCCGGGCCUCGCUGGGGCCCUGGCCCGCCCGCCCCCGGGGACCUCGGCGGGCCCACUGGCCCGCCCCCCCGCGGACCUCGGCGGGCCCAGUGCCCGCCGCCCCGGGGACCUCCUGGCGGGCCGACUGGCUCCGCCGCCCCGGGGACCUCGGCGGGCCCAGUGGCCCCGCCCUGCCCCGGGGACCCUCGGCGGGCCGACUGUCCCGCCCGGACCCCGGGGACCCUCGGCGGGCCGACGGGCCCCGCCCGCCCCGGGACCUGGCGGGCCGACUGGCCCGCCCGCCCCGUGACCUCGGCGGGCCCAGUGGCCCGCCCGCCCCGGGACCGCGGCGGGCCCAGUGGCCCGCCCGCCCCUGGACCUGCGUGCCGACUGGCCCGCCCUCCCCAGGGACCUCAGCGGGCCGACUGCCCCUCCCGCCCCUGGGACCUCGGCGGGCCCAGUGGCCCGCCCCGCCCCGGGGACCUCGGCGGGGCCUUUUUGGCCCGCCCUCGACCGGGAAAACCUUAGGCGGGCCCAGGUGGCCCGCAUCGCCCCGGGGAACCUCGGCGGCCCGACUGGCCCGCCCUGCCCCGGAAGACUCGGCAGGCCGCUGGCCGCCCGCCCCGGGGACCGUGGCGGGCCCGUUGGCCCCCCGCCCCGGGACCUCGGCGGGCCCAGUGGCCCGCCCGCCCCGGGACCUCGGCGGACCGACUGGCCCCGCCCCAGCCCCCUGGGACAACUCUGCGGGCCGACUGGCGCCGCCCGCCCCGGGGACCUCGGCGGGCCGAACUGCCCGCCCGCCACCGGGGACCUUGGCGGGCCGACUGGCCUGCCCGCCCGCGGGGACCUCGGCGAACCCAGUUGUCCGCCCUGCCCCGGGGACCUACGGCGGGCCCCAGUGUCCCCGCCCGCCCCGGGGACCGUCGGCGGGCCCCGACUGGCCCGCCCACCCCGCGGGACCCUCGGCGGGCCCAGUGCCCCGCCCGCCCCGGGGACCUCGGCGGCCCAGUGGCCGCCCACCCCGGGGAACCUCGGCGGGCCGACUGCCCCCCGCCCACCCGGGGACCUCAGGCGGGCCCAGUGGCCCGCCCGCCCCGGGAACUUGGCGGCCCAGUGGCCCGCCCGGCCCCGGGGACCCUCGGCGGGUCCGACUGGCCCGCCCGUGCAAGCCGCGGGGACCUCGGCGGGCCGACUGGCCCCCGCACCCUGGGACCUCGGCGGGCCGACUGGCCCGCACGUCCCCCGGGACCCUCCGGCGGGCCGACUGGCCCGCCCCGCACCCGGGGACCCGCGUGCCUCCUGGCCCCGCCCGCCCCGGGGACCUCGGCGUGCCUCUGGCCCCCGCCCGCCCAGGGGACAUCGGCGUGCCUCCUGGCCCGCCCGCCCCGUGGACAUCGGCGUGCCUCCUGGCCGCCCGCCCCGGGAACUCCCGGCGUUGCACUCCUGGCCCCCGCCCCCGGGACCUCGGCGUGCCUCCUGGCCCGACCGCCCCGGUGACCUCCGGCGUUGCCUCUGUCCGCCCCUCCACCGGGGACCUCGCGUGCCUCCUGGCCCGCCCGCCCCGGGGAACUCGUGCGGUUCCUCCUGGCCCGCGACCCGGGGAACUCGGGGCGUGGCCUCCUUGCCCGCCCGCCCCGGGGAACUCGCCGUGCCUCCUGGCCUCGCCCGCCUCCGGGGAACUCGGCGGGCCUCCUGGGCCCGCCCGCCCCGGACCUCGGCGGGCCUCCCUGGCCCUCCUGCCACCGUGA
Macrobrachium nipponense is the source of this 6468-nucleotide messenger RNA. RefSeq names its product collagen alpha-1(I) chain-like. The record is from RefSeq and is a predicted model, not a curated record. Gene Ontology annotation, biological process: DNA integration. Lineage: Eukaryota; Metazoa; Arthropoda; Malacostraca; Decapoda; Palaemonidae. Gene Ontology annotation, molecular function: nucleic acid binding. The transcript has 8 exons. The coding region runs from base 1 to 6468 and encodes 2155 amino acids.